This is a messenger RNA of Nannospalax galili (Upper Galilee mountains blind mole rat), 948 nucleotides long. RefSeq names its product olfactory receptor 7G2-like. Gene Ontology annotation, biological process: G protein-coupled receptor signaling pathway. The transcript has a single exon. Gene Ontology annotation, molecular function: olfactory receptor activity; G protein-coupled receptor activity. Bases 10 to 948 code for a protein of 312 amino acids. Lineage: Eukaryota; Metazoa; Chordata; Mammalia; Rodentia; Spalacidae. Gene Ontology annotation, cellular component: membrane. The record is from RefSeq and is a predicted model, not a curated record.
UUCAACAACAUGGAAGCUAUUAACCAAACAGUCAUUUCAGAAUUCUUUCUCCUGGGACUGAGUAAUGAUCCUGCUCUACAGCCGCUCAUCUUCAGCCUUUUUUUGUCCAUGUACCUGGUCACUGUCCUGGGAAAUCUGCUCAUCAUCCUGGCUGUCAGGUCUGACUCCCAACUCCAUACUCCCAUGUAUUUCUUUCUCUCUAAUCUCUCCUUCAAUGACAUCUGUUUAACCACAACCACUGUCCCAAAGAUGCUGGUGAAUAUUCAAACACAAGAUCAGACCAUCACUUACACAAGUUGUCUCUCCCAGAUCUACUUAGUCUUGAGUUUUGGUAGUUUAGAAAACUGUCUUCUAGCAGUGAUGGCCUAUGACCGCUAUGUGGCUAUCUGUUACCCUCUGAAGUACACAAUCAUAAUGAAUUCCCAUUUCUGUAUAAUGUUGAUUCUGCUCUCUGUGUCCAGCAGCCUUGCAUAUUCUCUGUUCCACACUCUGAUGGUGUUGCGACUAGCGUUUUGCACGGACAUAAAAAUCCCCAACUUCUUCUGUGAAUUGGCUCAAAUUAUCAAACUUGCCUGUUCUGAAACCUUACUCAAUAACGUGAUGGUGUAUAUACUGUCUACUCUAUUCGCUGGUGUUCCUCUGUUUGGGAUCAUUUUGUCUUAUACUCGCAUUGUGUCCUCUAUUUUGAAAAUGUCAUCAUUAAGGGGAAAGUACAAAGCCUUUUCCACCUGUGGGUCUCACUUGUCAGUGGUGUCCUUGUUCUAUGGUACAGGUUUUGGAGUAUACAUCAGCAAUGCAGUUAUUGACUCUCCAAGGAAGACUAGGGUGGCCUCUGUGAUGUACUCUGUGGUCACUCAGAUGCUGAACCCCUUUAUUUACACUCUGAGAAAUAAGGACAUGAAGAAAGCCUUCAGGAACAUCAUUGGCAGGCGUGCAUCACCUCUAUAA